AUGCCGAAGAAUAUCAGGAAAGACAGUAAAAAGGCCAUGGGGUGCAAACAGGGUAAACGCGGGGAAUCAAGCGCCCAGGCUGACAAUGCUGCCGGCUGCCAAACUACGAUCCCAAGACCACUUGCCACACGACACAUGCUCACAAGGCUGGGUCUGACUUGCCUAGCCCAGAGAACGACCAACCUACAUGAUCGCGAAGAAUAUGGUGUUGAUGUUGCUGCGGCACAUAGAUUGAAUGGGAAUGUGAUCAUAACCGCUCUGAUCUUUGCUUUGGAAGACGAUGUGGUAUACGGUGCACCAUUGAGAUCUGUCAAAGGUAUCGUCUUCCUUGGCACACCUCAUCGAAGGAGCACGUCGCAAAUAUUGGGGAAAUUGGAGGAAGAAUCAUUAACACCUGCACCACCGGAACUGAAACAAGCUGUUAAGAGCAUUCUCAACUUAAACCUGGCCAAGUCGUACAACUGGCUGAGAUUUUACUGGAUUUGCUUCAAUUUCAGCGGUUUUCUUGCCGAGUUUGUCGAGGAUGUUGAGUGGCCCCAGGCUAGCCAGGACAGAGCAUUGUUCUGA
Pseudomassariella vexata is the source of this 567-nucleotide messenger RNA. RefSeq lists its product as uncharacterized. The coding region runs from base 1 to 567 and encodes 188 amino acids. Lineage: Eukaryota; Fungi; Ascomycota; Sordariomycetes; Amphisphaeriales; Pseudomassariaceae. The record is from RefSeq and is a predicted model, not a curated record. The transcript has 3 exons.